AUGGCCACCCAACCUUCCGAGGUUUGGGAGGACCCUAACUAUCCCCAACCCGCCAUGACGCAUGGCACCUUCUUCCCACAAACCCUUAUGCCCAUGGUCCAGCCCAUGAGCCAGCCCAAUAGUUUCCUCCAAAGUGAGAUUUUGCCCCAAUAUGACAUGGGGCCAGCUGCACCGGGCCUUCGAGGCCCCUUUGAUCCUUGCCUCCCACAUCUUCCAGCCACCAAUACCCCCUUCCCCCACCCCCUUCCCCAAGGCCACUUCUCUCAGCAGCCUCCCAAUCCCGCCCUAGAUCACCUCCAACCUUGUCAGGGGGAAUCUUCGGAGCGAUCACUUGGCUCUCGCCAGAGGGAAAGCUCCCUAGAAGUCUUGUCCUCCCCCUCAAGCACGCCUCCUCCCGACGCGCCCACCCCUUCAUUCUACUUGGACAAUCUAGAUCCUGGUGACAGCAAUGUCAUCGGGUAUCAAUAUGUCCCUCAAUCGGAAAGGGAUGUGGAUUGGGGCCGAUUAUUUUGCGGCACAGACGAGGACUUGGGUGCUAACGUUGGACCUCCUAGUGAGAGUGUCAACCCGUGCCCUCCCGUCGUCGCUCCUCUUGCCGGGUCUGGUUCCGACCAGACCUUUCGCUGUUCGUGCUGUCGCAAGGACCAGCCAGUAAUGAGCUUCUCUCGGGAUGGUAGCAUCCCAACCGAGCUGAGCCGCUAUAUGAGUUGCGGCACGUGCCGGCAAAAGAAGAGGCCCUACCAUCAACCAAGGGGGGACCAGAGCAGCACUGGGUCCCAGGCCGAAAGGCCGUGCAUUGUCUGCAAGGCACAGCGGCCGGUCGAAGGCUUCCCGAAGGUAGGGUCCAGACCUUCGCGAAGAUGCGCCAGCUGUGUCGGCGAGGGUCGACAGCCGGAGGAGCGCCCUGCCAAGCGCCCACGGUCGGGUUCCAAGGAGAGCACGUCUUCUUCUUCGCGUGCAUCUCCGACGGAACCCGUCCAGCCUGGCCACGCAUACUGCUCCGGCUGCAGCAAGACCCAAGCGGUCGACCAGUUCGCGGACCCCCGUCGAGAGGGUCACCUGUUGCGAACUUGCCUUCAAUGUCGUACUCGGAAGAAUACGGCAGAUAAGAAGAAGAGGGAGCAAAGGUCGAAGAAGAAUUGA
Molecule: messenger RNA, 1143 nt
Organism: Clonostachys solani
Lineage: Eukaryota; Fungi; Ascomycota; Sordariomycetes; Hypocreales; Bionectriaceae
Source: the annotation of a GenBank genome assembly